ACUAUUAGCUUGGAUCUGGUCUUCUCAUCCUCUCUAUAAAUGACUAUUAUAAACCCACAAAUUUCUUCUCCAUUUUGCUCUCAUAACAAACCCCUUCUUCAAAACAGCAACUCUGUUCUUCUAAACUAAGUCAACCCUUUUCUUCUCCAUCAGUAAUGGCUCUUCAUGAAUCAGUUUCUCCCAAUUCCACUCCCAAAAAGUCCAGAAAUGGACAUAAAACCCAUAACAAAGACAAGAAAAAUCCUUACUCCGACCGUGGCCUCGACAAAUUCUCUGCCCUUUUAACCGAUCUUGAUGAGAAAAGGAAGAAAAUUUACUCUCAAACUGACCCUGAAGACAUAGUUAUGGUCCGUUUUGCUUACAAGAAUUCAGAUGAGUGUGUUCCUGUCGUGGUGAAACAGAAGGACAAGAAAGAAGACAAGAACUCGAAUGAUUCAGACGCCAUGGCGAUUAAGUCUCAACAGAACAAACAAUUAACAACUCACAAGAACAAGAACAACCUCGUACGUGCGAGAAAUUUGAGGAGAUUGAGCAAACCAUCUUAUUAUAUUGCAGCCAUAGUGAUACUGAUUCUGUUUUUGUUGAGUGUUUUUGGGAGAUCAGUGACCAUUUUGUGCACUUGUAUUGCUUGGUAUUUGGUCCCUGUUUUGAAACAGAGUUCAUCGAAAUCAAGACGAAAGGAAAAGGUAAGGAUUUUGGUUCCAAAUAAGAUGGAAAAACAACCAGAUGGAUCCUCUGCUCUUUCUUCUCCAAUUCAAGCUCAUCGCAGAAGUGGGUGAAGAUUACAAAGGGAUUGUUUCUUUCAACUUCGAUUAUUUUUUUUUUUUUUCCUCUCCCUCCAACAACAAAAAUUUGAUCUUUUUGGUUCUGUUGUUUGAUCUUUGAUGGGUUUGGGUCGAAAAUUUGAUCCGAUUCAAUUAAUGGUCAUUAAUGUAAAUUAAUUAGAUUUGUUACAAUGACAAUCGGUACUAAUUAAGCUUUUUAUGCUGAUUAAUUAAUGAUGGUCCAACCGAAUGGAAGGUUGAGAGUUUUUGAGUACGACUUUUUCAAU
Messenger RNA from Benincasa hispida (wax gourd), 1051 nucleotides. RefSeq lists its product as uncharacterized. NCBI's taxonomy places the organism in Eukaryota, Viridiplantae, Streptophyta, Magnoliopsida, Cucurbitales, Cucurbitaceae. The record is from RefSeq and is a predicted model, not a curated record.